Molecule: messenger RNA, 329 nt
Organism: Amphimedon queenslandica
Lineage: Eukaryota; Metazoa; Porifera; Demospongiae; Haplosclerida; Niphatidae
Product: egg peptide speract receptor-like
Exons: 2
Coding region: 31-315 (94 amino acids)
Cellular component (GO): membrane
Source: RefSeq, a predicted model, not a curated record
AAAGUAAGCCAUCAAUUGGCAAGCCAGAUUAUGUUGCUGCACUCUACUGCUAAGAAACAUUUCCUUCUAAUCGUACUCCUGGUCUUUUUGAAUUUCAUUUAUAUUAAAGGUCAAUGUAGCCAGGGUACACUUCGUCUUGUCAAUGGUGCUUCAUAUCAUGAAGGUCGCCUUGAGAUAUGCUAUGGUAAUAGCUGGGGAACAGUCUGUGAUGAUGGCUGGUCUAAUGCUAAUGCUCAAGUUGUAUGCAGACAGCUUGGAUACCCUACUACCGGUAAGCUGGGAGCUAUGAAACUUAUAAUAUACAUUCCAUUGUAAACUGAAAUGCACUA